This is a messenger RNA of Cololabis saira (Pacific saury), 4420 nucleotides long. RefSeq names its product NACHT, LRR and PYD domains-containing protein 12-like. The coding region runs from base 105 to 3539 and encodes 1144 amino acids. NCBI's taxonomy places the organism in Eukaryota, Metazoa, Chordata, Actinopteri, Beloniformes, Belonidae. Gene Ontology annotation, molecular function: protein binding. The record is from RefSeq and is a predicted model, not a curated record. The transcript is spliced from 13 exons.
ACCGUCCACCGGCUGGCUUUUGAAGAGCAUGUGAGGUCAUACAAGGACGAACUAGCCAGAACCAAGAUUCAAAGAUGGUCAGUGUUUCUGGUUCAUGUCUCUGAAUGACUGAAGUCCAGAAGAUGGAUGAUUGUGUGGAGAAAGAGGAGGAGUCUCCAGGAUCCAUCUGUCUGUCUAUGAAGAGUGACCAGUCCAAAGAUGAUCCUCUAAACUUCAGUAAAGAACCUGGACCCUCAAACACAGUAGGGAGGAAGAGGAGAGGAGUUGGUGUGGAGGAGCAGCCGUCCAGUCAGAGCAGAACUGUACCAGCAGAUGCUGGUCUGCAGGAGGUCCUAGAUGAACACAAGACCAGUCUGAGGAGCAGAUGUGAACAUGUGACUGAAGGAAUUGAUGGAACAGGAAGUAGAAUGCCCCUCAACAGGAUCUACACAGAGCUCUUCAUCACAGAGGGAUUGAGUGAAGAGGUUGAUACCCAACAUGAGGUGUGGCAGCUGGAGACAGCUUCCAGGAUGAAGAGCCUCCAUGACGCUCCAAUCAGGUGCCAGGACAUCUUUAAAGCCUUACCUGACCAACGUAGAGCCAUCAGAGUGGUUCUGACCAACGGCGUCGCUGGCGCUGGGAAAACCUUCUCGGUUCAGAAGUUCACUCUGGACUGGGCCGAGGGCUCGGAGAACCAAGACGUCACCGUGGUGAUUCUGCUCUCGUUCAGGGAGCUGCACCUGAUCGGCGAUGAGCAGCUCAGUCUUCUCAGGCUGAUCCAGGUUUUCCAUCCAUCGUUACAGAAGCUCACAGCAGAGCAGCUGGCUGCCGGGAAACCGUUGUUCAUCUUUGACGGCCUGGAUGAAAGCAGACGUUCCCUGGACUUCAAGAAAGGUCCGGUCGUGUCUGACGUCACACAGAGCUCAUCGGUCAACGUGCUGCUGACCAACCUCAUCCAGGGGAACCUGCUUCCCUCAGCUCUCAUCUGGAUCACUUCCAGACCUGCAGCAGCCAAUCAGAUCCCUCACAAACACGUGGACAGGGUGACAGAAGUACGAGGCUUCACCGACGGCCAGAAGGAGGAAUACUUCAGGAGGAGGUUCAGGGAUGAAGAGCGGUCCAGCAGCAUCGUCUCCCACAUGAAGACAUCCAGAACCCUCCACAUCAUGUGUCAACUCCCGGUCUUCUGCUGGAUCACUGCUACAGUUCUGGACCACAUGUUGACCACAGAGCAGAGAGGAGAGCUGCCCAAGACCCUGACUGACAUGUUCUCCCACUUCCUGCUGGUCCAGACGAAGAGGAAGAAGAACAAGUACCAGGAUGGACGUGAGACGAGUCCACAGGAGCUGACGGAGGCUGACAGGGACCUUCUCCUGAAGCUGGGGAGGCUGGCGUUUGAACAUCUGGAGAAAGGAAACAUCAUGUUCUACCAAGAAGACCUGGAGCAGUGUGGUCUUGAUGUCCCAGAGGCCUCGGUGUACUCAGGAGUUUGUACCCAGAUCUUCAGGAGAGAGUGUGAGGUCUUCCAGAAACCCGUCUACUGCUUUGUUCAUCUGAGCAUCCAGGAGUUCCUGGCUGCAGUCUACGUUCUCCACUGUUACUCCACCAGAAACACAGAUGUGCUGGAGAACUUCCUGGGAGAAGAUUACUACAGAUACUCAACUCUGGAUGAGUUCCUGGAGAGAGUCAUGCAGAAAUCCCUGAAGAGUAAAAAUGGCCACCUGGACCUGUUUGUCCGCUUCCUUCAUGGUCUCUCUGUGGAGUCCAACCAGAGACUGUUAGGAGUUCUGCUGAACCAGACGGAGAACCAUCCAGAAACCAUCCAGAGAGUCAUCAACAACCUGAAGGAGAUGAACACUGAUUUAAUCUCUCCUGACAGAAGCAUCAACAUGUUCCAGUGUCUGAUGGAGAUGAACGACCUCUCAGUUCAUCAGCAGAUCCAAGAGUUCCUGAAGUCAGAGAACAGAUCAGAGGAGAAGCUCUCUAAGAUCCAGUGUUCAGCUCUGGCCUACAUGCUGCAGAUGUCGGAGGAGGUUCUGGAUGAGUUGGACCUGAACAAGUACAAGACAACACGGGGGGGUCGACUGAGACUGAUUCCAGCUGUGAGGAACUGCAGAAAGGCUCGAUUUGUUGGUUGUGAUCUCUCAGAGACUCACUGUGAAGUCGUUGCGUCCGCUCUGAAGUCCAACCCCUCCCAUCUGACAGAACUGGACCUGAGUCGGAACCAGGAGCUGCAGGAUUCAGGAGUGAAGGUUCUGUCUGGUGGACUGAAGAGUCCAAACUGUAGACUGGAGACUCUGAGAUUGCAGAGCUGCAGGAUGUCAGAGAUCAGCUGUUCUUCUCUGGGCUCAGCUCUGAACCCCUCCCAUCUGGAACAUCUGGACCUGAGUCUGAACCCCCUGCAGGAUUCAGGAGUGAAUCAUCUGUGUGAUUUCCUGUGGAGUCCAGACUGCAGACUGGAGACUCUGAGGUUGGAGGGCUGCUUGCUGUCAGAGAUCAGCUGUUCUUCUCUGGUCUCAGCUCUGAAGUCCAACCCCUCCCACCUGAAACAUCUGAAACAUCUGGAUCUGAGUAAGAACCAGCUGCAGGAUUCAGGAGUGAAACAUCUGUGUGGUUUCCUGGAGAGUCCAGACUGCAGACUGGAGACUCUGAGGUUGCAGUGCUGCGGUCUGUCAGAGAUCAGCUGUUCUUCUCUGGUCUCAGCUCUGAAGUCCAACCCCUCCCAUCUGAAACAUCUGGACCUGAGAUUCAACUACAAGCUGCAGGCUGCAGAUGUGGAGCAGCUGUCUGAUCUGGUGGAGAGUCCACACUACCAGCUGCAGACUCUCAGGUGGGAGCGCUGCAGUUUGUCAGAGAUCAGAUGUGAUGAUCUGGUCUCAGCUCUGGAGUCCAACCCGUCUGAUCUGGAACAUCUGGACCUGAGUAAGAACGAGCUGCAGGAUUCAGAUGUGAAGCAGCUGUGUGGUUUCCUGGGUGGUCCAGACUGCAGACUGGAGACUCUGAGGUUGGAGGAAUGCAGGAUGUCAGAGAUCAGCUGUUCUUCUCUGGUCUCAGCUCUGAAGUCCAACCCCUCCCAUCUGAAACAUCUGAAACAUCUGGACCUGAGCUGGAACCAGCUGCAGGAUUCAGGAGUGAAACAUCUGUGUGGUUUCCUGGAGAGUCCAGACUGCAGACUGGAGACUCUGAGGUUGGAGGAAUGCAGGAUGUCAGAGAUCAGCUGUUCUUCUCUGGUCUCAGCUCUGAAGUCCAACCCCUCCCAUCUGAAACAUCUGAAACAUCUGGACCUGAGUCAGAACGACCUGCAGGAUUCAGGAGUGAAACAUCUGUGUGGUUUCCUGGAUAGUCCAUACUGCAGACUGGAGACUCUGAGGUUGAGUGACUGCAGUUUGUCAAAGAUCAGCUGUUCUUCUCUGGUCUCAGCUCUGAAGUCCAACCCCUCCCAUCUGAAACAUCUGGACCUGAGUAAGAACUUCCUGCAGGCUGCAGAUGUGGAGCAGCUGUCUGAUCUGGUGGAGAGUCAACACUACCAGCUGCAGACUCUCAGAUUAAAAUUGAUCUAAAAAGUUGACGGUGGAUUCUUCUCAGAGAAAACGUCCUCCUAUAAUCUCUCAACACCAGCAAAGGUUGGUGAAGCUUGUGGCUCCACCAACCUCCACUUCUCCUUCAUCAAACACCCUGGUCUGCUCCCACCACACCUUCCUGCUCUCAGACUAACAUUCCUUCUGUCCCUGGUCCUAAAUCUGCUGAAAGCAGCAGUGAAGAGACACAACAGCAUGAAUGUUACGGCCGCUGCCCUUUCCUCCUUUAUGUUAUGUUUUAAUUUGUUUUCUCCCCCUGCAUCUGCCAAGCUGCACAGCUCCUCCCUCGUUGCCUUGAUUGGUGCGGCCUCCCGGCUCCUGGCAGUCCAUCCCUCUGAUCACCUGGGUCCCUGAUUGGUGCGGCGUGUCUGGGGCUGGCCAAUCCCAGCCGCCCAAUCAGGAAGUGAACACCUGAAAAGCUCCUGCCAGGCUGUCAGUCUGGGCGGCUGAUUGUGGGACAGCUCGCCUCUGUGUGUUGUGCAGAACUUUAUAGCAGCUACUGUGUGGUCCUUUGCUGUUGUGUUUUUUGUUUGUAAGACCCUUGAAGUGUGGCCAGGGAUUUAGUUUUGGGUUUAACCUUGUGACUGAUUUUGAGGGUGACUUUGUUAGAAACUCUAGGUGCAGGGGUGCUGUUUUGUUGUAUUUUGUUUCUUUAGUAAGUGUAGACAGCCUUUGUUUUCCCUUUUUGUUUUGAGUUAGUUUGGUUGUAACCAUUUAGCUCUUAAAGAGUCCUUUUUUGGUUAUAUUUGGUUUUUGAUUUAAACAACACCCACCGGCCCUCUUCCUUGGUUUGUUUUUCCCUUUGUUAAUCGUUUAACCGGUAUUCCGGCAUGUCUGAGUAGCAAAUAAACUACCUUACCUUA